AUGGAAUACAUUAAACACUACUUUGAAGAAGGACAUUCAUAUGCCGUGAUUGUGGACAUGCUGGCGACAUACCACGAUAUUAAAAUGAGCUUGCGCUCUUUAAAAACACACCUGAAGGAUGCAGGUAUGUACAGAAGAAAUAACUAUUCGCCUAUAAACGAUGUAAGGAAUGCUAUAAGAGCAGAGCUGCAUGGACCAGGACAGUUGUUCGGCUAUCGGACAAUGUGGUUAGCACUUCUGCAGAAACACAAGUUACGUGUUAAACGUGAUGAUGUUAUGCGGUUGCUGCAAGAACUCAACCCACAAGGGACAGAACUGAGGACACGUCGUAGAUUCGUAAGGCGUACAUAUCACUCCAUGGGACCGAACUAUCUUUGGCAUGUUGAUGGGUACGAUAAACUAAAGCCAUUUGGUUUCGGCAUAUCCGGAUGCAUUGAUGGUUUUUCUAGACGUGUCCUCUGGCUUACUUGUGGGCAUACUAACAAUGACCCUGCGGUUAUUGCUCACAACUACACGUCCUGUGUACAACGCCUUGGCGUUGCACCCAUGAGACUACGAACAGACUGUGGAACAGAAAAUGGGACAAUGGCAGCAAUACAGUGCAGUCUCCGCCAUAACCACACGGACUACUAUGCUGGCUCGAGAAGUCACAUGUAUGGCACAUCAAUGAGCAAUCAACGCAUUGAAUCUUGGUGGUCCAGCUUUAGGAAAGCAAGGGCUCAGUUCUGGAUAGAACUCUUUGGGGACCUUAGAAAUGAAGGACACUUCAAUGGCAGCAAUGAACACCAGUUCCUGCUUCAGUUCUGCUUCCAAAAUGUUCUGCAGGAUUAG
Messenger RNA from Pimephales promelas (fathead minnow), 831 nucleotides. Lineage: Eukaryota; Metazoa; Chordata; Actinopteri; Cypriniformes; Leuciscidae. The record is from RefSeq and is a predicted model, not a curated record.